AUGCAGCAAACUGCCUAAAACCCAAUUAAUGUUGGGGGUUUCAGCAAUAGAUAUUCAAAAAGACAUACCGGAAAAUUUUUUAAUUAGCAAAAUCAAGAUGAUACUUAAUCAGAAAAUUAUUUUGUGAUUAAUAGAACGAAUGAUGAAAAUUCUGACAAUGGUACUGAAUUUGGAUUUAAGCAAUCAUUAAACACAACACUUUAAAGAGUAGAAUAAAUAGGAUUCAGCCCCAAUAAAAGAGAAAUGUUUUCAAUUACUGAUGCUAAUGCAGCAGCUUUUGGAAUCUAGCUUAACCCCUUGCUCAAAACUUAAACAUAACAUUCAAUUCUAGAUGACUUAGUAGCAUCAGAAAAUGAAUUUGUUGUAGAUAUAAUUGGGAACCCGAAACCCCAAAAUAAAUUAAGUCUUAGAACUAAGAUUGCUGAUCAAUAUAGCCUAGAAAAAAAUAAGUUUGAUCCAUUACAUAGAAAAAGAUCUAUGAGACUCGAGGCUGAAAACGAGGCGAAUUUCGAUAACCUAUUAGUUUUAGAUGAAGAUAAUUUACAUAGGACUGUGAUAGGUUAAUUUAUUGCCCAGUAUGAGGGAUUUGAAAUUGAUAUCUAUGAUGAUGAAACUCAACUAUUUUCUGAAAUGAUGAAUGUUUAUGCAAUGGAUAAAAGAUAAGAAUGUGUGGCUAUAAUCACAUCUUAAUUCAUUUACCUGAUUUCAAUGAUUAAUCAAAAGCUAAUCUAUGACCCAAUUAACCUAUCGCUUAUUGAUUAGUUUAUAACACCUUAGCUCAAAGAUAUUCCAGUUUAUGCCUUUAAGUUUAGCAAUAUAAGCCUUAUGGGUUAGUCUCAUUUAAUUUUGGAAAAAUGCUUAUCACACCAUAAUGAGCAAUUGCUAACUGAUUUUGUAAAAAAGAUGAGGCUGAAUCUAAACUUUACUUUUUUAAUAACAUAAACUGACUCUUUCUAGAUUUAGUUGGAGGGUGAAGAGAUUCCAUCUAGCUUUAAUUUUGCAUCACUAAGACCUAUUGAAAAUAUCAGUAAAUACAAUAAGCUAUCAAUCGUUACAUAUAUGAGUGGUUUUGUAUAGAAAAAAGACAAAUCUUGGACAAGUAGAUUGUCAUUAAGCUCCUAAUAAAAGUGGAAUAAAAGAUACUUGAUUUUGACUAAUUUCGGUUUGCUUGAGUAUGAGCCCGAAUCAUUUGACAAGCCGAAACAUAUCCAUGAUAUAAAAUCUUCAAAGCUCUUGGUAAAUGUUCAGGUAAAUCCAAAGAAAGGAGAUGGAAUUUUUAGGUUGGCUGGAAAAGAUUAAGAAGAGUUAGUUUAUCAAGUGGAUCAUCCAAUUUAUUACUAGUAAUGGAUUGAUAAUUUUAAUUCGAUUCUAGAAUAUUUGGUAGAAAGUUAUAAAGUGAAGAAUUAAAAAUAAUGA
Molecule: messenger RNA, 1416 nt
Organism: Stylonychia lemnae
Lineage: Eukaryota; Ciliophora; Spirotrichea; Sporadotrichida; Oxytrichidae
Source: the annotation of a GenBank genome assembly